CUUUUCUCGUCUACGACGCGGGUCACGUUACGAGCCCUUUCAGCGCUACGUUCGCCGUCACCUUUCUUUUGGGCGUUUCUUUUCGCAAAAGAGAAAUUUGUGAGGGGUUGAAUAUUCGGAAUGCGUUUGGAUGGUGGUGAGAAACUACAGUUUCCGGCAUGCAACGCACUAGUCUCAUGAAUGCUGGGAAUUGUAGUCUCUGACAUCUAAGCCAGUUGCGUAGCUUGGCCCUUGCUUACUCCAGUCUUGUGUCCGCGGGAAAUGUCUCCUGAGUGAUUAUAGGAUUUCCACCUCAUUCGGAUUGCAGAAUAGAUCUGUGCUUGUUCUAGGACUCUAAUGCACACAGUUUUCAGAGGCGGACCUGAAAAGCAGCCCCGCGUGGCCCUAGUCUCACCGCGUCAGAGGGCCAGCCCUGAAUUCUGGGCUGGUGGUAGCACACCGGUUUCCACGUCCGCUUUCUUGCGCGUCACUCAGGGUUCCUAGAGCCUUCAGUUACACUUGGCGUUGCGCUGCUCGCAUUUCCUGUCCUCUCUGGUUUGGUUUGCAGUAGAGGGUGGCAGGGGUUCUCCAACCCCGAAGGAAACAAGGACCCAAGUUCCUUUGACAUCCCCAUAAAUAUCAAAGGAUGACCGGGCAAUCUAGAGCCUCUUUUGUGAAUCAGCUGGAGAGCGCGGUGGGGAAGUCCGGGCUAGCAUAGAACAGGAAAGAACUUAGGCAGAUACUUGAAAGCAAAAGCAGCAGUGCUUGCAAAACAGCCUGGAUUGUGGCUUUGUAACUUCAUAGAAACACCUUUCCGCCUUCCGAAAGAUAGCAAAAGAGGCUCUUUCUGGUGAGGGACGUCCCUAAGGCCAGCUUGUACAUUCCGAAAUGUUUUCUAAGCUCUUUAGCCUCAUUUUAACCAAUUUUCCACCAGCACGCUUGCCUGCCUCUAACACACCCGUUCCAUCCCCGCUUUCUCCAAGAAAAUUCGAGUUGAUUUUUUAGGCAAUCCAGGUUCCCAAAGGCAAGCUUUUCAGUGACAAUGUCAUAGUCUCUUUGACAACUUCAAGAAUUUAGACUUGUAGAACUUGAAUCUGUGGUUUGGGGUUUACAUAAUGUGGUGAUGGCUUAUUUACAUCUGUCUGAUUUACCUACAUUUGCCAAAGCACACAGAAAUGUAAGACGAAGGCCUUAUGCCUCUGUGCUUGUGUUUGUUUAGAGCAUACCAGGAUCUUAUUUAUUUAUGCUUUUGGAAAAAGAUGGCCAUUUCUGCAUAUGACAGUCCAUCAUUCUCUUUCUGUCUUUUUUUUUUUUUUUAAUCGAGCAAGUAAGCAAGUAUUGUGAAACUGUGACUGCAUCUUAACUGGCCAGUGUGAGGUAGAUCGGGCUGCACCUGGGAGGAACUGAGAAUGAGAUUUUCCUCCAAAAUAAAGCUGAUCGCUUAACCGUUGCAUCCCUUCCACAAGAGACAAUUUAAAGAAGUGAUUUGAAUGAAACUGACCAAUUGCUUAUAGCAAACACAGUUAAGAGAAGACCCAAGCUGUGGACCUUGGCGACUGGGCCAGGAUGGAAGUUCCUUUCUUCUAAGUGCAACAUCAUCCUGGAGCCGACUGAAAUGAGCGACGAGGCAAGUGAGACAGGACAAAGAUACAACAGUCAACCCAUUUUAAAGCGCCAGAAACCCAUCCAACCUUACAUCUGUUCCACUCUAGAUUUUCAAGAAGAGAGAGACUUUUUGGCCAAAAGCAUCUUCCCUCGGCUUAAUGACAUCUGCAGCUCCCGGGGCACCUACUUCAAAGCUGUGGACUUGAGAUGGUCAGCUGUGAAGGCCCAUAAAUCCUUCACCAGCAACCAGUUCCGACAGUACUCCUGUCUCCAGUCUCAACACCUGAAACUCUCCCUGGACUACGUGAACAGAUGCUUCCCGUUUUUCAUCUGCCUGCUGGGGCAGACCUACGGAGAUUUCCUCCCCGACUACACACCUUUCCUGUUAUCCCAAGUGAAGGACUUCGAAAGUUUAUCCAAGGGAGAACAGAAUCUAUACAUUGCUGCCAAAAAUGGUUACCCCUGGGUCCUGAAGACUCCCAACUGCAGCCUGACAGAGUUCGAGAUCACCCAAGCAGCAUUUCGGAAGAAAUCUCAGUUUCAAUUUUUCUACUUCCGGACAUCAAAUUCACUGCUUCGAACUUUUAAUGAGGAAGAGGAGGAGGAAGAGGAGAAGCUGUCCUCAGCAUAUCUGGUGAACGAACAGGGCAAAGUGAAGGUUGGGAAGCUCAAGGCUAAGAUCAUUGGCAAAGGGCUUCCUGUCAGAUUCUACAGAGACCUGGAGGAAUUGGGGGAUAUGGUUUUGAAGGACUGGUCGGCUGUUGUGGAAAAGCUCUAUCCAUUCACUACAAUCAUGGGAAAUAUAGACUACAAACACAGUUUCGAGAAUUUGUAUCAUGAAGAGUUUGUGGAGAACUGCAAGCAAGUUUUUGUUACUACCAAGGAGUCAAACAGAACCUUUGAAAUAUUGGAAAGAUUUGCUAUAAAAGAUCUUGAUCUUGACACUGACAGUACUAUAGCAGGUUCGGGGUUAGACUCCAUUCUCAGAAUCAAUUCCCUUCCAACUUGUAAGUCCAUUUUGCUCUUGUCUGGGGAACGCGGCUGUGGGAAGUCCACACUGAUUGCCAACUGGGUCAGUAAUUUCCAAAGCAAACACCCUGGAGUGCUGAUGAUCCCAUACUUUGUGGGCAGUACGUGUGAGAGCUGUGACAUCAUGUCUGUGAUCCACUACUUCGUCAUGGAGCUUCAGCACAGAGCCAACGGUCCCCAGCUUGAAAUGGAUUUCCUUAACGAGGACUCAAAUGUCUUGGUCUUUUCACUUCUCGUAGAAGUGUUCAUGGCCGCCAUAAGCUUAAAGCCAUGCAUCCUGGUACUAGACGGGAUCGAAGAGCUGAUCGGUAUCUAUGGGAUUUCAGGUCAGAAGGCGAAAGAUUUCUCCUGGCUGCCACGCUCCCUGCCUCCGCACUGUAAAUUCAUUCUGAGCAGCGUCUCCUCCAGUCUGUCCUGCAAGUUGCUGUGUGCCCGCCCUGACGUGAAGAUCGUGGAACUCAACAGCAUCGGGGACGAAGACACCAAGUUCAACAUCUUCAGACAGCACCUUUCCCCUGCCGACCAAGAACGCUUUGGGCAGAGCAAGCCCAUUUUGAGGAAGAAACCAAACCUGAGCUCUCUGAAGCUCGCAAUCAUCGCCAGCGAGCUGCAGGAGUGCAAAAUCUACCGCAAUGAGUUCCAGUGUCUCCGGGAGUACUUGGAGGUCGCCUCUGUGCAGGAGCUCUGGGAGUUGAUUCUGAAGCGCUGGGUUGAAGAUUAUAGCUGGACUUUGAAGCCUAAAGACACAACUCUAGACACCGUGAUUUCAGGGCCGAGUGGCUGGGUAGUGGACGUGCUGUGUUUGCUCUGCAUCUCUCACUGCGGGCUGGCUGAGGAUGAACUGCUCCAGCUUUUGGACACGAUGGGCUACAGGGACCACCACAAAGUGACAGCGGUGCACUGGGCAGCCUUCCGCCAAGCCACCAAAACCUGGAUCCAGGAGAAGCCCAACGGUCUCCUCUACUUCCAGCACCAGUCCCUAAGGAAUGCGGUGGAGCACAAGCUGCUGGGUGUAAGCACUCCGGUGAGAGAGAGCAAUCCUAAUGUGGCCCAGAACAGCAUGAAUCACAAGAAGGCACAUUUCCACCAGGUCUUGAUGAGGUACUUCCAGCGGCAAACCAUCUUCUGGAGGGUGUAUCAGGAGCUGCCCUGGCACAUGAAGAUGAGCGGGUAUUGGGAAGGCCUAUGUAACUUCAUCACGAACCCCAGCAUCACAGAUUUCAUAUCAAAAAUCCAAAACCCAAGUUUGUGGACCAGGCUGCACCUUGUCCACUACUGGGAUGUGCUGCUGGAAGCCGGCAAUGACGUGUCUGAGGCCUUUCUGCUCUCUGUUGCCAAGAUAGAAGCGGAACAAUUCCAGAAAGUCAAGAAGCGAACCACACUCUCAGUGCUGGAAUGCAGCCUGUCCGAGAUUACUGCUGCUGAUAAAGGCAGAAUUAUCCUCUUUAUUGGAAGUUUCCUGAAGCUAAUGGGCAAGAUCAAUGAAGCUGAAAAGCUGUUCUUGAGCGCUGAGGACUUGUUACUACAGAGCCCAUCCAUGACAGAAAUGCUCCUCAAAGCUCAGAAUGCCAUUGGAGAAUUAUAUCUUGAGAUCGGGAUGACUCAGAAAGGACUCACAUAUUUUCAGAAAGCUUGGUCAAAUCUGCUGCGGUUUACACUCAGCGACCUAAAAAUCAGCCAGGAAUUGAUGAAACAGAAAGUUAAAGUGAUGAAUAACCUGGCAAAAUCGGCGCCUGGGGAAUUCUUAAAAGAAAACCACGUUCUGGAAUACGCUACUGAAAUCUCCAAGUAUGUGACUGACAAUCCCCGUGAUCAUGCUACCAUGAAAUAUACUGAAGGUGUUCUCAUGUUGGCUUCCGGAAACGCAGCCCUGGCCAAACUCAAGUUUCAAGAGUGUUUAACUAUCAGAAGAUGGCUAUUUGGCAAUAAAAACAUACUAGUUGGAGAAAUUAUGGAAUUCUUAGCAGAUUUACUAUUUUUUCUACUAGGAGAAAAUGAAAAAUCUCAAAAGAAGCAAGCCAUUGAAUAUUAUAAACAAGUCAUAAAAAUCAAGGAGAAGGCAGAUACGGUGGCCUCCUGCAAGCUUGUGAGGAAGCAUCUGAGCAUAAGCCUCAGCGACACCUUGUGUAAACUAGCAGGCCAGCUGUUGUCAGGUGACUUCUGCCAUCAUGCCACAAUGGAGGCAGUCAGCUAUUUGUAUAGGUCACUUGAUUUAAGGGCAGCUCACCUGGGGCCUUCCCAUGCUUCCAUUGAGGGAAUACUACACCUUCUAAGGGAAAUCCAGAGGUCCCGGGGCAGGAGGUCUUGGCCUCAAAGCAUGAACCAUCUAUUCCCUAACGGUUCUAGGUAUGGCUUUUCAUUAUGGGAGAAUGUGCCUAAAUUAAACUUCCACAGUGCUCAGAGUUCUGACACAGUGAACACUGCAAUGUGUAUGAAUAUACGUAGGUUUCAGAGAGUUAAAAGCACACAGCCUUCUCUGGUUUCAGAAAAACCAAAAUAUGUUCCCGGCAGAGGAAAGAAGACCUUGGCUCCAAUUCUGUGCAAGUCUGGUGAGGAAAAGUUCCAACAUCAGGCUUCAGAUUCACAAAUAUGGAAUAGUCCAAGAAGGCAACCUCCCAGGAAAAAGGCAGCCUGUCCCCUUAAGACGGUCUCGCUCAUUGACAAGAAUGGCUUGGUGAGACUCUCAAGGCAGAGUGUUUCUUCUGCUGAGCUGGACAGCAGAAAGGACCUGAUCACUUCCAUCUGCCGGCAACCCCUGCAGCCACCUCGUAGUGCAGACAAUCCCUGGAAGUCCAUAUCGGAACUCGUGUCAGAAAAGUGGCUCUUCCACACUCCUCAGUACUGUUUCACUCCUCAGAAGCCAGUCUUCCCAAGAAGAUCUCAGAUUGAAUCAAAAUUGCUGAAGACCUCAAAUGACCCCAAUAAGGAAUAAAAAUAAUUUUGGGCUGUUUUGU
Molecule: messenger RNA, 5567 nt
Organism: Mus caroli (Ryukyu mouse)
Lineage: Eukaryota; Metazoa; Chordata; Mammalia; Rodentia; Muridae
Product: tetratricopeptide repeat protein 41
Cellular component (GO): Cul4-RING E3 ubiquitin ligase complex
Molecular function (GO): protein binding
Source: RefSeq, a predicted model, not a curated record